Molecule: messenger RNA, 1227 nt
Organism: Paramecium tetraurelia
Lineage: Eukaryota; Ciliophora; Oligohymenophorea; Peniculida; Parameciidae
Exons: 6
Molecular function (GO): phosphatidylinositol binding
Source: RefSeq, a predicted model, not a curated record
AUGAUGAACCAAAACUAGACUCAUAAGAAUCAUACCAAACAUAAUUGGAAUAAGUGUCUUAAAUAUUUAUACCCACCUCUCCCAAUACUCUAAGUUGAAUCUUCUGAGAAAUCCAAUAUUCAUAAAAUCAGCUUCCACCUUACAGAAUAAGUCUAGUAGAGCUACACUUAAUAUUACGAAAAUAUUUCUUAUUAGCUGUGGAGUUAAGUAGAAGAAGAACCUGCUCAUACAGUACAAAGAAAAUAUACACAUUUCGAAUGGUUGAAUGCAGCAUUAAAGCGAGAGUUCCCAGGACUUUUAAUUCCUGCCAUUCCACCAAAAACAGUUUUAGCUAAAAUUAAUCUAAAUGAGCAUACUUAAUUAGUGAGAGAGAAACGAUAUAGACAAUUGGCAGAAUUUUUAAAUAAAAUCAAAGAUCACCCUCAAUUGUAAGUUAGUAGUAAAUUUCAAGUAUUUCUAACAGCAUCUUAAGAUGUCAUGCAAUAAGAACUCUUGGAAUUGUCAUAAUAUCAAACAUAUGUCCAUCAAAUAGGAUCAGCCAUUGCAAAUGCUGGAUCAAAGGCAUAUGAUCUUGCCAAAGGAUCUUUUAACUACUUAAGCAGCUUCAUAUACAAUGGUUAAUAGAAUUCCCAAAAAUAAAUGCAAUACCCUGAAUUAGAGAUUACCCAUGAAAUCAAGGAAUGCUUUGAAAGUUGGGAAGAUUUAUUGAUUGAAGAAUAAUAGAAGGUUAAAAGAAUAUUUGAAUACUACUAAAAUAUUGUUAACAUUAAAUUAGAAUAAAAUGAUGAAACUAAAAAAGUCAUAAGUUCAAUGAAGGAACUCGAACUCCCUUAACUGGAAAAGGACAUCAAAAAAACUGAAGUUAGUUGCUACCUCAAUGAGACGAUCUUAAAUGAUAUUAAAUUAAGUGUAAUCUUCAAAUUAGAGCUCUGUAUUUUGGAUUUAGAUGAAGCCGUUGGAAUAAUUAGGAGGCGAUCUGAUUUGAUAUAUUAGAUUCAAUAAUAAAUCAAAAUGCACAAUCAAAUUGAAUCUUUUAAUGAAAAAAUUUAAUAUAAGGACUAGAUCAGAGAGAACCAAAAAGUACUUAAAAUCUUAGAAUCGAACUUUUAGAAAGAUAUUACGAGAUUUGCUAAUUGGCUUAACAAUUAUCUCUAAUAAUUAAUUAAGAGUUAUAAUGAAUAGUUUUAAAAAUUGUAUAAAGAAUAAAACAAAAAUUGGAAUGAAUGA